AUCUUCGAGUCACAGCACACCCUUUCUCCUGACGUUGCUUCUAAAAGAUCUGCUGAGCUGCACAGCAGUUCCAGCCCCAGCACUGCUGUGCAGGAGGAGAGCAGGAAGAGCACAAGUGCAGCAGUCAGACCUGGAGACACAGUGUAGUGCUGCUUGGGCUCCCUGUGUGCCUGUGAGUGCUAUCCCAAUGGCAGGAUGUCAAAGCAAAGAAUCCCAGCUGAGCAUCAUCCUCGUGGGCAAGACGGGGAGUGGGAAGAGUGCGACAGGGAACACCAUCCUUGGGAAGAAGGCAUUUCAUUCUUCUUUGUCAGCACAGUCGGUAACCCAACAGUACAACAAAGCUAAAGGCAAUGUUGCUGGAAGACCAAUUGAAGUAGUCGACACUCCUGGCCUAUUUGAUACAAGGGAAGCCAACGAAAGAACCGCUGAAAAGAUAAAGAAUGCCUUUCAGAACCUCUAUGCAGGGGUCCAUGCCAUCAUCCUGGUGAUGCAGCUGGGCCGAAUCACUAAGGAAGAGCAGGAAGUGGCUGAGUGGGUGACCAAGAUUUUCCAUACUAAAGCAGAGAAGUACACAAUCCUGCUGUUCACUCGAGCAGAAGAGCUGGAGCGUCCCGAAGACCUGAAGGGUUUCAUAGAAGGGAGCCCAUACCUGAAGGGGCUGGCAAGAAAGUGUGGGAAUCGCUACAUUGGUUUCAGCAACAGAGCUAGCGAAGAGGUGAGGGAUGGGCAGGUUGCAGAGCUUAUCUGCAUGAUCGAUGCCAUGGUGGAGCAGAACUAUCCUGAUCCACAUUACACCCGAGAGAUGCUGCAGGAAGACACACGGACAUUCUUUGAGAAGUUCUGUACCAUCCUGUAGGCAGUGAGGGGUCAGUCUGGGAGGAGACAUCUCCUCCGUUGUGCCAUCCCUGCAGUGCUCUAAAGAUGACGCUCUCAUUGCUUGCUUGCAGUUCCAUCCUUCUCCCUCCACGCCCCAUGCUUUCCCCUGCCAAUAUAUUCCUGCUUUCCCUGCGGGCUUCAGGUUCUCAAUGUGUGUGUGCUGCUACGUCACUGCGCUCUGCUGCUCUCAGCACUGCUGUGCUGCCGCUCUCCUCCCCAGCCCUGCAGACAUGGAUGAGCUGAGACAGAUGGGAACGUCGGGGCUGUGAGAUGUGCCCUUCGGGGAGGGCCCGGCACGGAGCGGUGCUGCGGAGCCGGGAGCCGUUGGCUGCCCUGUUGAGAGCCGGGCUGGUAGGAACCGUGCGGGGCUGGGGGGCUCUGCCUUCAUGGGGUGAUGCGGGGCGUGCUGUGCAGUGCUGGGCAUGAAGGAGCUCUCAAUAAACGCUGACCUUGCUGUGUUGUGGAAAA
This is a messenger RNA of Coturnix japonica (Japanese quail), 1344 nucleotides long. RefSeq names its product GTPase IMAP family member 7-like. Lineage: Eukaryota; Metazoa; Chordata; Aves; Galliformes; Phasianidae. The record is from RefSeq and is a predicted model, not a curated record. Gene Ontology annotation, molecular function: GTP binding.